This is a messenger RNA of Harpegnathos saltator (Jerdon's jumping ant), 1137 nucleotides long. RefSeq names its product Rieske iron-sulfur protein (gene RFeSP). The transcript is spliced from 4 exons. The record is from RefSeq and is a predicted model, not a curated record. NCBI's taxonomy places the organism in Eukaryota, Metazoa, Arthropoda, Insecta, Hymenoptera, Formicidae. The coding region runs from base 104 to 931 and encodes 275 amino acids. Gene Ontology annotation, molecular function: 2 iron, 2 sulfur cluster binding; quinol-cytochrome-c reductase activity. Gene Ontology annotation, cellular component: membrane.
AGACAGCCACUCGUCGACGGCAGCGGCUCGCAGCGCAACGUAGUGUAGCGACGUCCCGUGGCUACGAGCCCUCCGCUCUCGACUCAUUUGUUAAGCCGUAAAAAUGAAUGUGAUCGCGAAGUCGACCACGCUCUCGCCGUUUCUGCGAGCAACGGCCACAGCUGUCUCGAAUGGCGGCAAGCCAGUCGCCGCGACCGGUAAAGUUCUGAAGCCAAAAGUCGCCGUUCCGCCUACCGUCGUACGGGUUCACAGUCAAAGUUUCUAUCAGGAUCUCCUUAGCGGACCUACAUGCAUAAGCUCGGGAGUUGCAGUCAGUACACAGGUGCAUCAGCGGCGUUUGGCGCAUACCGAUAUCCAGUUUCCAGAUUUUAUAGAUUACCGCAGGGAUGAAACCAAAGAUCCAAGUUCAAAGUCAAAAGAGAACGCAUCAUCCCGGAAGGGUUACUCGUAUCUCAUAUCAGCUGGUGGCUGUGUGGCAAGUGUAUAUGGUGCCAAGGUGCUAGUAUAUGACAUGGUGAGCAUGCUGAGUGCAUCAGCUGAUGUGCUUGCUAUGUCAAAGAUUGAGAUCAAGCUCGACACAAUUCCUGAGGGAAAGAGUGCAGUCUUCAAAUGGCGUGGAAAGCCUCUGUUUGUACGACACAGGUCAGGGACAGAAAUCUCGAAGGAAACUCAGGUGGAUGUCGCGAGUCUUCGUGACCCGGAGGAGGACAGCGCACGAGUGAAAGACCCCAAGUGGCUAGUUGUUCUGGGGGUGUGCACACAUCUGGGUUGCGUACCCAUCGCUAACGCGGGAGACUUUGGUGGUUAUUACUGCCCGUGCCAUGGUUCUCACUACGAUGCCAGCGGCAGAAUCAGGAAAGGGCCUGCACCAUUGAACCUCGAAGUACCGCCCUAUGAAUUCCUGGAAAGCAAUUUACUCGUUGUUGGUUAAUGAUUGUCCAAGACCUGUAGUCAAAUAAUAAAUAUUUAUGAUAAAACGCUCCGCGUACGCAGAUGCGUAAGACCUGUUACCGUCGAUAAGAGAGGGAGCGUAUUUUGUAUUAUAGCCCUUGAGAGAUUUUCGGACGCCGAUUGAACUCUAAAUGGUCGUAUGAGCUACUGUACCGAAUUUAAAAUAAAUUACUGUUAAAUAAGAAA